Molecule: messenger RNA, 2464 nt
Organism: Neohortaea acidophila
Lineage: Eukaryota; Fungi; Ascomycota; Dothideomycetes; Mycosphaerellales; Teratosphaeriaceae
Exons: 5
Coding region: 99-2213 (704 amino acids)
Biological process (GO): positive regulation of transcription by RNA polymerase II
Cellular component (GO): nucleus
Molecular function (GO): zinc ion binding; transcription cis-regulatory region binding; DNA-binding transcription factor activity, RNA polymerase II-specific
Source: RefSeq, a predicted model, not a curated record
GCCAGCAGGAUUCACCCCGCGAGUCACUCUUGUUGUUCGACCGAGCGUAAACAUCAACAGGCCUCUCAAAAACUGCCCGGCACGUCAAAACCAUCAAGAUGAACGGUGGCGAGGCGUUUCACCCAUACUUGCUCAGCACUCCAACCUCCGGAGCCAUGUAUCCUCCCAAGACCUUCUACCCGGAGCCCCAUUCCAUCCCCUCAAUGCCACAGCAGGACCUCUAUCCCAUGCGGCCGUACCUGGUGCGCCCGUACGCAAUGAACGGGUUUGGGGGUUACAUGGAUAUGGAGCAGCCGACACCCAUGAUCACGUUACACGACAAAACUCCACGCUCCCGGAGACGCUAUCCUCCCGGCAGUCAACCUACCAAGCAUCGACGAACGAGGAGUGGCUGCUAUACCUGCCGUCAACGACGAAUCAAGUGCGACGAGGCUCGACCUAUCUGUGACAGGUGUCGCAAGGGCAAACGCGACUGCACCUACCCAGGUGCCGCAUCGUCAUCCGCCGCGGCUCGCUCCAAGCGCAAGGCAUCGACUGCUGACGAUGCAUCGGACAAUGCCGACGACGAGCCCGAGGAAACCGAGCACGACCACGACCACAGCAAUGAGGGGAAGACUGACGACUGCUGCACUCAGCUCAUCACCCCAAUGCAAAGCUUCGACGACUCUGCAUACUCGACACAAGACGAGAUCGCGACCAGCCGCCCGGGGGUGAUGGCCGACCCUCGUGCCCCGUUGAUGAAGACCCCGACUGCCAUCCGUCGCGACUCGCACCAUCCCAUCACACCCACGAGCAUGCAGAAUGCGCGAUGGAAUCAGUUGCCCGACGACAUCAAGAUGCUCCUCACCUACUACCGAGACAACCUCACCGAUCACCACUACCUCCUACGAGACGGGCAUGGUGGGAUAAUCAAAAAGGUCUUGCUCGAGAGGGCCGUCAACGACGAAAGCCAAGCGCUGCUGUACGCCGUCGUCGCCUUCGCUACCUACUACUACACACGCGAGCAUGGCGACGCAUCGGUCGUCAACAGCCAACCUGGCGUUCCCCCAUUCUUGGUGCCGCAAGGCAAGUCGAUAGCACUGCUGCAAAAGUCGUUGCGCCAUGGCAACCCCGAUGUAACGACGCUGUUGACCAUCUUGCAACUCGCGACGAUGGAGGAGUGCCUAGGUGACUGGAACAACAUGGACCGCCAUCGCAAAGCCGCUCUUGGUGUCAUCUCUCGCCUUUACACUCCCCAGACCCUCGCGUUGGACGAGGUUGGUCGUGCCAUCGCCGCCUGGUACAUGCAGUUCGACCUAUUCAACGCCAUGAUCUCCUCAUCCGAGGUCUGCCUUGGCCGCGAGUACUUCCUGGCGUGCCAAAACUUCUGCAAACGCCAGACGCAGAAGAAGCCACGCGAUCCCAAAGUGCGCUUCGCAGACUACUACACCACCAUGCGACUCAUCAAGUCGGACCUCGCGCACUACCUCGCCGUCCGCGGCCGAGGGGCUGCCACUGGUGUCGAUCUCCAAAUCAUGGCUGAGCGUCUCGUGUACCGCCUGGAAGAGUUUGGCCGAGAGCUCGAACUCGCCUUCCCUGACUGCCCGAUCAUCACGGACAAGGCCAACUACAUGCCUCACUUCAACCCGCAUGGCAUCCUCGACUUUAUCGAGCCCGAGCCCUACUACACUGGCGACUUGGCCACGAUGAACUACGUGCUCGUCGACUUCUGGGCCCUCGACCUCGAGGUCAAGUCGUACGUGGAGGCACGACCGGCGACGGAACUCGCCCGCACCACCCUCAAGAUUGCCGGCAUGAUCGAGCGGAUGCAGCAGAGCGUCCACGAGCCUGCCUCGGCCAUCCUCAGCACGCGCAGCGCUCUGAGUGCCGCGGGUUUCAUCAUGCCCAAGCAGCCUCAAUACUUCGGCUGGCUCCGACAGCAGUUCGCCGCCAUUGAGCGACUAGGCUACGUCUACCCGUCCACCUUCCGCCGCCACAUCUUCGACGUCUGGGGCGUGGUCGACACGGACGACGCGUGGCUCCCAACGGUCACUGCCGAGCACGUUUCGCCCAGCGAGGUCGACGUGCAAAACUUCUUGGCGUACCGUGCGAGCGCCGCAGCCGCCGGACCCCAGCCUGGGAGCGCAACCUCCAGCUUCGCCGACGUGGGCGGGGUGCUCUCCACUCUCCCGUUCGACGACGAGGUCUUUGAUCUAGACUUUGUCUCGGCCUGAGAAAGCCACUCCAAGCACCUUCCUCUUUGGGGAUGGUGCGGAUCCUUCACUCCGCCACGCCCCGAAUGAUCGCCGGUACCCGCCCCCGGCCCGGGCAAUCGGAUAAGCAUUCCCGCGCGCGGACCGCAGCGGCUUCAUCGGAGACUGCCGUGCAUGCAGCAGCAACGCAAGCUAUUCAUGUCGUGCAUGGUUUCACCACGACCCGUUCCUCGACCGCAGCCACGCCGUCUGUUCUUGCCCUCGUGCGGAUC